UAUAAACAUGUAUCUCAACACUCCCUAUUUUCAUAGACUCCAUGGAGUGCACCAGUUGUCCAGAAGAUUUCUGGUCCAGCUCCCAUCGUGACCAUUGUGUUCCUAAAAAAAUUGACUUUCUCUCCUAUCAUGAGCCUCUGGGAAUCUGCUUGACAGCCACCUCGUUGCUGGGCACAUUUAUCUGUGCUGUUAUAUUGGGGAUCUUUGUCUAUCAUCGCAGCACACCUAUAGUGCGUGCCAACAAUUCAGAGCUUAGUUUCCAGCUGUUGCUGUCACUUAAGCUUUGUUUCCUGUGUUCACUGCUGUUUAUCGGCCGUCCCACUUUAUGGACAUGCCAACUGAGACAUGCAGCAUUUGGGAUCAGCUUUGUGCUUUGUGUCUCAUGUAUCCUGGUGAAAACCAUGGUGGUUCUGGCUGUGUUCAAGGCCUCCAAGCCAGGAGGUGAAGCCAGUCUGAAGUGGUUUGGUGUUUUACAGCAGAGAGGGACAGUUCUGGUUCUUACCUCUAUUCAAGCCACAAUCUGUACUGCCUGGCUUCUCUCUUCCUCACCAGCACCUCAUAAAAACUUGCAAUACCACAAUGACAAGAUAGUUUAUGAAUGUGUAGUUGGGUCCACAAUUGGUUUUGCAGUGUUACUUGGCUAUAUUGGUUUACUGGCUAUCCUCAGUUUCCUGUUAGCAUUUCUGGCAAGGAAUCUUCCAGACAACUUCAAUGAGGCCAAACUCAUAACUUUCAGCAUGCUGAUCUUCUGUGCUGUGUGGGUGGCAUUUGUCCCUGCUUAUAUCAGCUCACCAGGCAAAUAUGCAGAUGCAGUGGAGGUAUUUGCCAUCCUGGCCUCCAGCUUUGGCCUCUUGGUGGCACUGUUUGGACCCAAAUGUUACAUAAUCCUGCUGAGACCAGAGAGGAACACAAAGAAAGCUAUCAUGGGCCGAGGCACCACAAAGCCAUAAAAUUUUUAAUUUUUAAAAAGUUUUAGUUAAAAUAAAUACUUAAUUAAAGUUAUAGGACCUC
Messenger RNA from Lates calcarifer (barramundi perch), 1011 nucleotides. Its product is annotated as extracellular calcium-sensing receptor-like. The record is from RefSeq and is a predicted model, not a curated record. Gene Ontology annotation, biological process: G protein-coupled receptor signaling pathway. Gene Ontology annotation, cellular component: membrane. The transcript has a single exon. Lineage: Eukaryota; Metazoa; Chordata; Actinopteri; Centropomidae. Bases 42 to 950 code for a protein of 302 amino acids. Gene Ontology annotation, molecular function: G protein-coupled receptor activity.